CUAAUUUGCAAACUUUGUUAUCAGAUUUUUUCUUAUCAUCUCUAGUCAAAGUCUAAACUCAUAAGUUUUCAAAGAAUGGGAAACUAUACUAUCAAGUUGGGAGAUACUUAUCAAGAUAACAGGGAGAGAGCUAUAACCUGUGCUUACAGUUUCGAUAGAGUUGAAAAGGUAACUUUUUAUCCACAAAUGAACGCACUACUCGUAUUUGGAGAAUUAGUUAAUGAUACCGAAAUGCAGAAGAAGAUAGAUGAGAUUUAUAACCCAAACAAACAAAAGAAGUGCCCAUUGUGUUCUCAUGUGCUUGAUUAGUCCUAAAUAAGGAUAUGGUGUUUAUAUAUUAAAAUCUCUUAUAUUUGUAUAAGUAUUUGGAUCAUAAAUAAUUGUAUAGUGCUUAACUAUGAAUUCAUGUUUUAUAAAAGUGUUUGGAUCUUGCUCUGAUUA
Messenger RNA from Capsella rubella, 441 nucleotides. RefSeq lists its product as uncharacterized. The record is from RefSeq and is a predicted model, not a curated record. NCBI's taxonomy places the organism in Eukaryota, Viridiplantae, Streptophyta, Magnoliopsida, Brassicales, Brassicaceae. Bases 76 to 309 code for a protein of 77 amino acids. The transcript is spliced from 3 exons.